Messenger RNA from Gadus chalcogrammus (walleye pollock), 21572 nucleotides. It is a transcript of the gene obscna, whose product is annotated as obscurin, cytoskeletal calmodulin and titin-interacting RhoGEF a. Gene Ontology annotation, biological process: protein phosphorylation. Gene Ontology annotation, molecular function: protein kinase activity; ATP binding; protein binding. The record is from RefSeq and is a predicted model, not a curated record. The transcript is spliced from 87 exons. NCBI's taxonomy places the organism in Eukaryota, Metazoa, Chordata, Actinopteri, Gadiformes, Gadidae. The coding region runs from base 638 to 21550 and encodes 6970 amino acids.
CGUAGAUAGUUAGCAGGGGUGUGAAGUUAAGCCCCUUAACCCUGGCUGUUGAUAUCCUGCUCUGGCAGAGCAGCUUCACAGGACGGACCCAGGAUUCUUUAAUGAAGUAGAAACCCUGAUCAAACCAUAAGUGUUAUUUUGCCGUGUGUGGAUGGCAGGGCGGACGAUGGGAGACGUCUGCGUUCGGCCCGGGCUAUGUCGGAGAGCAUCAUGACACAAGGCUAUUUUGGAGGCUCGGCUUUGAGGACAGAUAUGUCAGCUGUUUGCCAGCGGGCUCCACAAACGCAAAGGGGGGAAACAAAAAAAGAAAAAAAGAGAAAGCGCAACAGGCUGCAUCAGUGUUGGGGGGAACUAGAACACCAACAACCACCAGGCUAUGUUCUUUUAUUUAGGAGAAACUUAAAACUUUGACGGCUCGCUCCAGGACACUAGGUGAUGCACGGAUAGGGGUUUGGAGAUGGGAUCAGCCUGGGGGGAUUACUGAUUUGUUUGUUUCUGCCGGUAUUAACUCUGAGAGGGAGUUUAUUGAAGUCCGCACAAGGGAAUACCAGGAGACUUUAACUCCCUGAAGACAACAUCUGCUCCAGGUCAAGCCAGUAGGAGAAGAAAGAGCAUCUGGCAUCCGCUCACCUUCAACAUGGCCGACAACAUACCUGGAGGGAUAGUAGCGGCGGCCAAGAACCGGCUGCAGGUGGUGAAGGCCCUGGAGGACACGGCGGUGUGCGAGUGCGAGAGCCUCACCCUGGAGGUGGUGCUGAACCUGGCCUACGUCCAGGGCGCCUGGGCCCGCGACGGCCUGCGCCUCAAGGCCAAGCCCACCUGCCGCAUCAGCGCCCAGGGCAAGAAGCACGCGCUCACCCUGACCCGCGUGGGGCUGGCCGACGCCGGGACCGUCUCCUUCAGCGCCCUCGACGUGGAGACCAGCUGCAGGCUCACCGUCACAGCCAGGGACAUCUUCAUCGUGACGGAGCUGCAGGACGUGCGCGCCACGGAGCGGCAGGCGGUCAGCUUCCUGUGUGAGGUGAACCAGGAGGACCUGGAGGGGCGCUGGUACCGCGGCGACGCCCGGGUCCGGCCGGGGGACCACGUCCGGAUCCGGCACCAGGGUAAAACUCACAUCCUCAGCUUCAAGUCCGUCAGGCCGGAACAUGCCGGAGAGAUCAGAUUCACUGCCGAGCGAGUGUCCUCUUAUGCAACUCUUGCAGUUAAAGAGCUGCCGGUCCAGAUAGCCCGUCCUCUCAGGGUGAAGGUGGCCAUGUACCGACACCGCGGCCUCCUGGAGUGCCAGGUGUCCCGGCCCAACGCCCAGGUGCGCUGGUUCAAGAGCGGCCGCGAGCUGGCCACGGGUCAGAAGUACCAGCUCCUCAGCCAGGACGUCUACCGCCAGCUGACCAUCGACGACAUCUGCUCCUCGGACGAGGACACCUACACCUGCGACGCCGGCGACGACAAAACCUCCUGCCAGCUGCUGGUGGAGGAGCAGGCCAUCAAGAUCGUGCGCGGAAUGUCCUCGGUGACGGAGGUGACGGAGCCGGAGCCGGCGCUGUUCCAGGUGGAGACCAGCCUGCGCUCGGGGAGGCCCCCGCGCUGGACCCUGAGCGGGGAGGUCCUGGCCCCCAGCCCCGGGGUGAGGAUGGACCGGGACGGCACCGUCCACAGCCUCUGCCUCACCGCCACCGACAGCUCCAUGUCCGGACCCGUGGUGUUCGCCGCGGGCAAGAGCCACUGCAGCGGGAAGCUCACCGUCAGAGAGCGCCCCCUGCAGGUGCUCCGCCACCUGGAGGACGUGGAGGUGAAGGAGAACGCGGCGGUGACCCUGAGCUGCUCCUUCGCGCCCUCGCCGCGCGCCGUCCGCUGGUUCCGGGGGCGCACGGCCCUCAAGAGCUCCACCAAGUACAGCAUGAGGCGGGAGGGGCCCCGGGCGGAGCUCACCAUCCACGGCCUGCUGGGGAUGGACGGGGGGCCGUACCACUGCAUGGCGGGGGGGUCCCAGAGCACCGCGACCGUCAAGGUCGAAGUGCGCCGGCUGCAGAUGGUGAAGAGCCUGGAGCCGCUGGAGGUGGAGGAGGACGACAACGCCAUCUUCUCCUGCGAGCUGAACUACGUGGUGGCCAACGUGGAGUGGCUGCUCAACAGCUGCCGGCUCUACUCCAACGCCGUGUACCGCAUCCAGAACAUGGGCACCAUGCACAGCCUCACCGUCCGGAGGCUCCGCCCACAGGAGAGCAGGGUCACCUUCAAGGCCGGGCCCAUCUCCGAGACCACCACGCUGAGGGUCAAAGAGCGACCGGCCGUGUUCCUGCGCUCCCUGGAGGACGUGGUGGGGGAGGAGCAGGGCCGGGUGUGCCUGCAGUGCGAGGCCUCCAAGGAGACGGCGAGCCCCGUGUGGACGAAGGACGGCGAGGCGCUGACCCCCGGGGACCGGGUCGAGCUGCUGCACGCCGGCCGCUCCAUGAGCCUCACCCUGCUCGGCCUCUGUAAGGACGACGCCGGACACUACACCUGUGACCUGGGCGCCAGCCAGACCCGGGCGAAGGUCACCGUGCAUGACCUUCUCAUCACCAUUGUCCAACGGUUGAAGACUGCCUCUGUCCUGGAAGGGGAGAACUGCACCUUCGAGUGUCUUCUGUCCCACGACCUCUUGGAAGAGCCCACCUGGACUAUCAACGGCCAGCUUGUGGUCAGCGACUCCCGGCUUCAGGUGAUCCAGAACGGGCGCCUGUACAAACUGGCCAUCAAAGAGGCCAACCUGCUCGAUGCUGGAGACGUGGUCUUCACCGUCAAAGACCUCAGCUGCAGGACCAUGCUCUUCGUCCGAGAGAAGGCGGUGCACGUGUUCCGGGAGAUGCAGAGCGUGAAGGUGGUGCCGGGCGACGACGCGGUGCUGAGCUGUGAGAUCACCAAGCCCGAGGCCACCAUCCGCUGGCUGAAGAACGGCCACCCCGUGCGCCCCGGCUCCAAGCACGUGGUCAGCGUGGAGAAGACCCUGGUGAGCCUGGUGAUCCGCAGCGCCACCGUCAGGGACUCCGGGGAGUACUGCUGCGAGGCAGACGGCAUCGCCACGCGCGCCAAGCUGGAGGUCCGAGAGCUGCAGCACACCUUCUCCCGGGAGCUGCGGGACGCGCAGGGCGAGGAGAAGGGCAAGGUGACCCUGGAGUGCGAGACGCGGCGCCCGGCCCAGCGCGUGGCCUGGCUGAAGGGCCUGACCGAGCUGCGCCCGGGCAGGAAGUACGUCAUGAGGCAGAGCGGCGUGCUGCUGUCGCUCACCGUCUGCUGCCUGGAGACCGCCGACACGGACCACUACACCUGCGACGUGGGCACCAUGAAGAGCCACGCCCAGCUCACCGUCAUCAGUCAGCGGGUGCUGAUCCUGGACGAGCUGGAGGACUCGGAGUGCCUGGAGGGCGACACCGUCACCUUCCGCUGCCGCAUCUGCCCCAGCGACCUGGUGUCGGUGAAGUGGUACCUGGACGAGACCCUGCUGUACACCAACGAGCUCAACGAGAUCCAGGCGAUGCAGGGGGGCCUCCACAUGCUCACCUUCAGGCAGCUGGCCCGCAAGGACAGCGGCACCAUCUCCUUCGAGGCCGGGGACAAGAGGUCCUACGCCUCGCUGCUCGUCAGAGAGCGACGCCCGACCAUCAUCAAGUCCCUGGAGGACUGCGAGGCCGUGGAGGGCGGCGGCCUGACGCUGUGCUGCGUCACCUCCAAGCCGUGUCACAUCCUGUGGUACAAGGACGGCUGCCAGAUGUGGAACUCCUCGCGCUACUUCGCGGUGCGCUCGGGCUGCGAGGCGCGGAUGACCAUCCGGGAGGUCAGUGGCGGCGACGGCGGCGUCUACGAGUGCAGCGCCGGAUCCGUCACCACCCGGGCGGUCGUCAGGGUCAAAGCCAUCCCCGCAGAGUUCACCCAGCCGCUCACGGACCUGGAGGCGCGGGAGGGCGAGGCCGUGACCCUGAGCUGUGAGUACUCCCUGCCCGGGGUCCUGUACCACUGGCGGCGGGGCCAGGAGAACCUCCGCGCCGGCGACAAGUACGCCAUGAGGCACAAGAAGACGGCCAUCUUCCUGACGGUGGUGGCCCUCACGCCCCAGGACUCGGGGGUCUACAGCUGCCUCUGCAGAGAGCACGUCACCAGCGCCAGCCUCAGAGUCAUCGCCAUCCCCAUCACGUUCACGCAGCCCCUGAAGCCCGUGCAGGCGGACGAGGGCGUCAGCGUGACUCUGCGCUGCGAGCUCUCCAAGGCCGGCGUGGCGGUGGAGUGGAAGAGAGGGGAUGAUCUGCUGAGGAAUGGGAUUAGGCACCAGAUCAGGCGCCGGGAGACGGGCCAGGAGCUGCUGCUCUGGAGGCCGCUGCCGCGGGACAGCGGCGUGUACAGCUGUGUGUGCGCCGAUCAGAAGACGUCCGCUACGGUGACCAUCAUCGCGCUGCCCCUGACCUUCAAGCAGAAGCUGAGGAACGUCAUGAUGGAGGAGGGCGGCAGUGCCACCUUCCGCUGCGAGCUCUCCAAGGCCGGCCCCGCCGUGGCGUGGCGGCGGGGGGGCGACGGGGAGGUCCUCGAGCACGGGGACAAGUUCCACAUCAGGCACCGGGACGUGCACGCCGAGCUCAAGGUCCUGGACGUCACGCCCGAGGACAGCAACGUCUACACCUGCGUCUGCGGGAACAUCGAGUCCACCGCCACGCUGACCGUCAACGCGCUGCCCGUGUCCUUCAGACAGAAGCUGCAGAGCGUGCGCGUGGAGGAGGGGCAGAACGCCACCCUGCAGUGCGAGACCUCCCGGCCGGGUGUGCCCGUGGAGUGGAGCCAGGGGGGGUUCCUGCUGCAGCACGGGGAGAAGUUCCUGAUCAAGCAGAGGGGGGCGCUGCAGGAGCUGAUCCUGAGAGACGCGGUCCCCGAGGACAGCGGCGUCUACACGUGUGUGUGCCGGGAGAUGAGGACCAAGGCCACGGUGAAGGUCGUCGCGGUGGCGGCGACGUUCCGGGCGCGCCUGCGGAGCCAGGAGGGGGAGGAGGGAGGCAGCGCCACGCUGCGCUGCGAGCUCUCCAAGAAGGGCGUGGCCGUGGAGUGGCGCCGCGGCGAGCAGGUGCUCACCGAGGAGGUGUCCCGGGGCAAGUACCGGAUGAGCCAGGAGGGGCGCGCGGCCCAGCUGACCGUCCUGCAGCUCCACCUGGGGGACGCGGGGCAGUACAGCUGCUCCGUCGGGGAGGAGAGGACCAGCGCGCAGCUCACCGUCAAACCUCUCCCGGUGACCUUCAGGCGGGAGCUCCAGCCGGUGGCGGUGAGGGAGGGGGGCCGGGCCGUGCUCUGCUGUGAGCUGUCCCGGCCCGGGGCCCCUGUGGACUGGACGAAGGGCCGGACGGUGCUCAGACCGGGGGACAAGUACGAGAUGAGGCAGGAGGGGCCCUACACCAAGCUGGUCAUCCUCAGCGCAGAGGAGAGCGACGCGGGCAAGUACACCUGUAAGAGCCAGGACGGACAGUCCACCGCCCAGCUCACCGUCACAGGUCUUCCCCCGUGUUUCCAGCGGCCCCUGGUGGACGUGGAGGGAACUGAGGGCGCCAGCGUCGUGUUCCACUGUGAGCUCACCAAACCGGCCGCCGCGGUGGAGUGGAGGAGGGAGGAGGAGCCGCUGUGGGAGGGAGGGAAGUACCAGAUGAGGAUGAAGGAGCUGCAGGUGGAGCUGCGGAUCGUGGAGCUGGCCCCGGAGGACGGCGGGGAGUACUCGUGUGUCUGCGGGGAGCACAGGACCACGGCCCGGCUGGGGGUGAACGAGCCCCCCCUAAUCUUCGUCCAGGAGCUGCGGGGGGUCCACGCGGAGGAGGGCGGCCCCCUGACCCUGCAGUGCGAGCUGUCCCGGGCCCCCGGGGCCCCGGUCCAGUGGCUGCGGGGCGACGGGCCCCUGAGCAGCGGGGACCGGUACCAGCUCAGGAGCACCGGGCCGCUCCAGCAGCUCCUCAUCAGACGGGGCCGGCCCGAGGACAGCGGGGCGUACGCGUGUGUGUGUGGGGAGCUGAGGACCGCCGCCACCCUGGACAUCACCGCGGUCCCGGUGAGCUUCCGGCUGAAGCUGAAGAGCCAGGAGGCGGUGGAGGAGGGCAGCGUGAGCCUGCGCUGCGAGCUGUCCAAGGCGGGCGUGGCGGUGGAGUGGCGGCGCAACGCCAAGCUGCUGAGGGAGGGCCGGCGCUACGAGCUGAGGGCCGAGGGCCGGCUGGCCGAGCUGGUGGUCCGCAGGGUGGUCCUAGAGGACGCCGGCGAGUACAGCUGCAGCGCCGGGGACGCCGUGACCUCCGCCGACCUCACCGUCAGAGCCCUCCCUGUCACCUUCACCAAGGAGGUGGAGCCGGUGUCGGUGAGGGAGGGGGGCCGGGCCGUGCUCUGCUGUGAGCUGUCCCGGCCCGGGGCCCCUGUGGACUGGACGAAGGGCCGGACGGUGCUCAGACCGGGGGACAAGUACGAGAUGAGGCAGGAGGGGCCCUACACCAAGCUGGUCAUCCUCAGCGCAGAGGAGAGCGACGCGGGCAAGUACACCUGUAAGAGCCAGGACGGACAAUCCACCGCACAGCUCACCGUCACAGCUCCCCCCAUCACCUUCAAGGUGAAGCUGAGGAACCAGCAGGUGGAGGAGGAGAGCAGCGUCACCCUGAGCUGUGAGCUCUCCAGGCCGGGCCUGGCGGCCGAGUGGAGGAGGGGGCUGGAGGUCCUGAAGAGCGGCCUGAGGCACCAGGUCAGACGGAGGGAGGGCGUGAUGGAGCUGACGGUCAGGAACGCCCUGCUGGAGGACAGCGGGGUGUACUGCUGCGUCUACGGCGACGCCCUGACCACGGCCAACCUCACCGUCACCCCGAUCCCCAUCACGUUCAAGACGGGUCUGAAGAACCAGGAGGCGCGUGAGGGCGGGGACGUGGCCCUGCGCUGCGAGCUGUCCAAGGCCGGCGUCCCGGUGGAGUGGUGGAAGGGGGAGGACCGGCUGGAGCCCGGCGGACGCUACCAGACGGUGCUCAGCGGCACCUCGGCAGAGCUGCACAUCAGGAACAUCCAGCCCGAGGACGUGGGCGAGUACAGCUGCAUCCUGGGGGAGCAGAGGACCACGGCCGAGGUCAACGUCAGAGCUGCAGCGUCGGUGUACAUCGAGAAGGAGCUGGAGAGCCGGGUGGAGGUGACGGAGGGCAAGACGGCCGUGCUCUGCUGUGAGAUCUCCAGCGCCAACGUCCCGGUCACCUGGAAGAAGAACGACACCACGGUGGAGCCGGGAGGCCGGUGCCUCAUCAGGAAGGAGGGCUUCACCCACACCCUGGAGAUCCAGGGUGUGGGUCGAGAGGACGCCGGAGAGUACUGCUGCAUCACCCGGGGCAAGAAGACCGCCGCCCGGCUCAUCGUGAGGGAGCGCGUGCGGAUCGUCUCGGGGCUGCAGGACCGGACGGUGACGGCGGGCGAGGACGCGGCGUUCGUGUGCGAGCUGAGCCACGCCGACGUGAGCGAAGGCGAGUGGUGGCUCCUCUCCAGCCCGCUGCAGAGGAACGAGAUGAACCGGAUGACCUUCCAGGGGCGGCAGCAGCGCCUGGUGCUCACCAUGACCACGCCGGACGAGACCGGAGAGGUGGCCUUUGUGAUCGGCGAGGAGAGGACCUCAGCCAUGCUCUUAGUGGUUCCCAGAGUCAAAGUUUUGUUGAAGGAGCGGCCUAAGGAUGUCGUGAUCAUGGAGGGGCAAACGGCCACCCUCUCCUGCACCACGUCUGAUGACACCAACCCGGUCACCUGGAGAAGGAACAGCGCACCCCUCCACCACGGCACCAAAUACGAGAUCCGCAAGGAGGGCCACCUGAACCUGCUUCUCAUCCACGACGCGGAGCUCCUGGACACCGGCACAUACACCUGUGACACUGGCGAUGUGAAGGGCAAUGCCCUGCUCACUGUGCACGAACUGCCUCCGUUCUUCCAGGAAGGGGUGCAUGAUGUAGAAGCUGAGGAGGAAGGAACUACCUCUCUGUCCUGUGAGCUUUCUAAGCCUCCUCAGCCUGGAGUGUUGGUGCAGUGGCGGAAGAACAGGCUGCCAAUGAGAGCCAACAGGAAGUAUGAGAUGAAACAAGAUGGCUGCCUGCUCCAGCUCCUCAUCAAGGACCUCAAACCAGAGGACAGUGGCAGCUACUCCUGUCAAGUUGGAGAAGUCGAGAGCACUGCUAGUUUGGCAGUCAGAGAACUCCCUCCAACUAUCAAGAAGGAGCUACAGAGUGUGGAGGCAGAGGAGGAAGGAACUACCUCUCUGUCCUGUGAGCUUUCUAAGCCUCCUCAGCCUGGAGUAUUGGUGCAGUGGAGGAAGAACAGGCUGCCACUGAGAGCCAACAGGAAGUAUGAGAUGAAACAAGAUGGCUGCCUGCUCCAGCUCCUCAUCAAGGACCUCAAACCAGAGGACAGUGGCAGCUACGCCUGUCAAGUUGGAGGAGCAGAGAGCUCUGCUAGUCUGACUGUGAAAGAACUCCCUCCUUACUUUGAGGAGGAGAUGCAGGAUGUGGAGGCAGAGGAGGAAGGAACUACCUCUCUGUCCUGUGAGCUUUCUAAGCCUCCUCAGCCUGGAGUGUUGGUGCAGUGGAGGAAGAACAGGCUGCCACUGAGAGCCAACAGGAAGUAUGAGAUGAAACAAGAUGGCUGCCUGCUGCAGCUCCUCAUCAAGGACCUCAAACCAGAGGACAGUGGCAGCUACUCCUGUCUAGUAGGAGGAGCAGAGAGCUCUGCUAGUCUGACUGUCACGGAACUCGUUCCAUCGUUCAACAAGGAGCUACAGAGUGUGGAGGCUGAGGAGGAAGGAACUACCUCUCUGUCCUGUGAGCUUUCUAAGCCUCCUCAGCCUGGAGUGUUGGUGCAGUGGAGGAAGAACAGGCUGCCACUGAGAGCCAACAGGAAGUAUGAGAUGAAACAAGAUGGCUGCCUGCUCCAGCUCCUCAUCAAGGACCUCAAACCAGAGGACAGUGGCAGCUACUCCUGUCUAGUAGGAGGAGCAGAGAGCUCUGCUAGUCUGGCUGUCACAGAACUCCUUCCAUCGUUCAUGAAGGAGCUACAGAGUGUGGAGGCUGAGGAGGAAGGAACUACCUCUCUGUCCUGUGAGCUUUCUAAGCCUCCUCAGCCUGGAGUGUUGGUGCAGUGGAGGAAGAACAGGCUGCCACUGAGAGCCAACAGGAAGUAUGAGAUGAAACAAGAUGGCUGCCUGCUCCAGCUCCUCAUCAAGGACCUCAAACCAGAGGACAGUGGCAGCUACUCCUGUCUAGUAGGAGGAGCAGAGAGCUCUGCUAGUCUGACUGUGACCGAACUCGUUCCAUCGUUCAAGAAGGAGCUACAGAGUGUGGAGGCUGAGGAGGAAGGAACUACCUCUCUGUCCUGUGAGCUUUCUAAGCCUCCUCAGCCUGGAGUGUUGGUGCAGUGGAGGAAGAACAGGCUGCCACUGAGAGCCAACAGGAAGUAUGAGAUGAAACAAGAUGGCUGCCUGCUCCAGCUCCUCAUCAAGGACCUCAAACCAGAGGACAGUGGCAGCUACUCCUGUCUAGUAGGAGGAGCAGAGAGCUCUGCUAGUCUGACUGUGACCGAACUCCUUCCAUCCUUCAAGAAGGAGCUACAGAGUGUGGAGGCUGAGGAGGAAGGAACUACCUCUCUGUCCUGUGAGCUUUCUAAGCCUCCUCAGCCUGGAGUGUUGGUGCAGUGGAGGAAGAACAGGCUGCCACUGAGAGCCAACAGGAAGUAUGAGAUGAAACAAGAUGGCUGCCUGCUCCAGCUCCUCAUCAAGGACCUCAAACCAGAGGACAGUGGCAGCUACUCCUGUCUAGUAGGAGGAGCGGAGAGCUCUGCUAGUCUGGCUGUGACCGAACUCGUUCCAUCGUUCAACAAGGAGCUACAGAGUGUGGAGGCUGAGGAGGAAGGAACUACCUCUCUGUCCUGUGAGCUUUCUAAGCCUCCUCAGCCUGGAGUGUUGGUGCAGUGGAGGAAGAACAGGCUGCCACUGAGAGCCAACAGGAAGUAUGAGAUGAAACAAGAUGGCUGCCUGCUCCAGCUCCUCAUCAAGGACCUCAAACCAGAGGACAGUGGCAGCUACUCCUGUCUAGUAGGAGGAGCAGAGAGCUCUGCUAGUCUGACUGUGACAGAACUCCUUCCAUCGUUCAAGAAGGAGCUACAGAGUGUAGAGGCUGAGGAGGAAGGAACUACCUCUCUGUCCUUUGAGCUUUCUAAGCCUCCUCAGCCUGGAGUGUUGGUGCAGUGGAGGAAGAACAGGCUGCCACUGAGAGCCAACAGGAAGUAUGAGAUGAAACAAGAUGGCUGCCUGCUCCAGCUCCUCAUCAAGGACCUCAAACCAGAGGACAGUGGCAGCUACUCCUGUCUAGUAGGAGGAGCAGAGAGCUCUGCUAGUCUGACUGUGACCGAACUCCUUCCAUCGUUCAAGAAGGAGCUACAGAGUGUGGAGGCUGAGGAGGAAGGAACUACCUCUCUGUCCUGUGAGCUUUCUAAGCCUCCUCAGCCUGGAGUGUUGGUGCAGUGGAGGAAGAACAGGCUGCCACUGAGAGCCAACAGGAAGUAUGAGAUGAAACAAGAUGGCUGCCUGCUCCAGCUCCUUAUCAAGGACCUCAAACCAGAGGACAGUGGCAGCUACUCCUGUCAAGUUGGAGAAGUCGAGAGCUCUGCUAGUUUGGCAGUCAGAGAACUCCCUCCAACUAUCAAGAAGGAGCUACAGAGUGUGGAGGCUGAGGAGGAAGGAACUACCUCUCUGUCCUGUGAGCUUUCUAAGCCUCCUCAGCCUGGAGUGUUGGUGCAGUGGAGGAAGAACAGGCUGCCACUGAGAGCCAACAGGAAGUAUGAGAUGAAACAAGAUGGCUGCCUGCUCCAGCUCCUCAUCAAGGACCUGAAACCAGAGGACAGUGGCAGCUACUCCUGUCUAGUAGGAGGAGCAGAGAGCUCUGCUAGUCUGGCUGUGACCGAACUCGUUCCAUCGUUCAACAAGGAGCUACAGAGUGUGGAGGCUGAGGAGGAAGGAACUACCUCUCUGUCCUGUGAGCUUUCUAAGCCUCCUCAGCCUGGAGUGUUGGUGCAGUGGAGGAAGAACAGGCUGCCACUGAGAGCCAACAGGAAGUAUGAGAUGAAACAAGAUGGCUGCCUGCUCCAGCUCCUCAUCAAGGACCUCAAACCAGAGGACAGUGGCAGCUACUCCUGUCUAGUAGGAGGAGCAGAGAGCUCUGCUAGUCUGGCUGUCACAGAACUCCUUCCAUCGUUCAAGAAGGAGCUACAGAGUGUGGAGGCUGAGGAGGAAGGAACUACCUCUCUGUCCUGUGAGCUUUCUAAGCCUCCUCAGCCUGGAGUGGUGGUGCAGUGGAGGAAGAACAGGCUGCCACUGAGAGCCAACAGGAAGUAUGAGAUGAAACAAGAUGGCUGCCUGCUCCAGCUUCUCAUCAAGGACCUCAAACCAGAGGACAGUGGCAGCUACUCCUGUCUAGUAGGAGGAGCAGAGAGCUCUGCUAGUCUGGCUGUGACCGAACUCGUUCCAUCGUUCAAGAAGGAGCUACAGAGUGUGGAGGCUGAGGAGGAAGGAACUACCUCUCUGUCCUGUGAGCUUUCUAAGCCUCCUCAGCCUGGAGUGUUGGUGCAGUGGAGGAAGAACAGGCUGCCACUGAGAGCCAACAGGAAGUAUGAGAUGAAACAAGAUGGCUGCCUGCUCCAGCUCCUCAUCAAGGACCUCAAACCAGAGGACAGUGGCAGCUACGCCUGUCUAGUAGGAGGAGCAGAGAGCUCCGCUAGUCUGGCUGUGACCGAACUUCUUCCAUCUUUCAAGAAGGAGCUACAGGAUGCAGUGGCUAAGGAUGGAGAGACUGCCUCUCUGUCCUGUGAGCUUUCGAAGCCUCCUGAGCCUGAAGUGAGGGUGAGGUGGAGGAAAAACAGGCUGCCACUGAGGGCCAACAGAAAAUAUGAGAUGAAACAAGAUGGCUGCCUGCUCAAGCUCCUCAUCAAGGACCUCAACCUAGAGGACAGUGGCAGCUACUCCUGCCUAGUAGGAGGAGCAGAGAGCUCUGCUAGUCUGGCUGUUACAGCGAUUGAUUUGGAUCUCCCUAAGAAGACACUGCCGGUCAAGACAAAGCCUACUUCAGAAGAGAGUGUUGUCGAACACACUCCUCGAGUUCCACCGGUCACGUCCAUUACUAAAGAUGCCAUACCUGUUCCAUUGUCCCAGACCUGCGUGACUGACCAGGAAUUAGAACUGGAACCAAAGGUGGCACCUAAGGCGGAACCUAAAGUGUCAAAACCUGAGCAAAGGAAGGAGCAGGAAGACCAAGGAGAAACAUUGACAUACAUAGCACCUAACAAAGUCAGUGAGGAAAAGCCCAAAGCCAAGCAGCUAGAUGGAACCCAAGAAAGAAACAAUGACGUGAUCAAGAGACGCAUGUCAGGUUCUCAAGAUACCAAGGUUGUGCGAUUUGACAUCACUGACCCAGAAGAUGAACCGCAGCCAACGGCGGAGCCUCAGGUGCCGAAGCCAGUCCCAAGGAGGAAGAAUGAGGUCCAAAGAGACACGUUGCCAUUAAAGCUCCUGAAAGAAGACAAUGAGGAAGUGCAUGAAGUGAAGCAGCUUGAAGGUAAACAAGAAACAAUCACGGAAGUCGACAAGAGACAUAUGUCAGUCAGUAAAGACACCAAGGUGGUGAGAUUUGACAUUUCUGACCCAGAAUGUGAACUGGAGGAAAGGGUGGAACCUGAAGUGCCAAAGCCGGUCCCAAGAAGGAAGCAUGAAAGAGACGCAGUGCCAAUUAUGUCUCUGAGUGAUGAUGGUGAGAAGGGGCAUAAAGUUGAGCAGCUUGAGGUGAAGAAAGAGCAUACCUUGGAGAUGGAAAAGAGACGUUCGUCUUCAGCUUUGUCACUAGAGAGCAAGAGUAAGAAAUCCUCAAAUGAAGGACCGAUGGUGAGACCUCUGCAGUCGGCCAUGAUGAAUCAAAAGAAGGAGACAGAGCCCGAGGAACAGAAAGAAAAACUACCAUCAACACAUUUGGUGAAACCGAGGGGUGGUGAUCAGAUGUCAGCACCCACUCCACAGGAACAAAGUGAGAUUAAAAAGACUGAACAAAUGCCUUUGGACCCACCACAGAAGUAUGUCGAGAACAAACACAUAAUGCCUCAAAUUGUGACGUAUACCUCAAAGGAGGAUGACGUACAAAAGAGAGAGGAGGUGCCUUUGAGACCACCGGUAAGAACUAAAGGGAAACUUACUGCGUCAAGCAAAGCAUCCGAGUCAGGCUUCAAGGAAAUAGUUGAGAGGCAACCAUCAAAGGAUGAUCCUGAACAAGACAAGGUUGUCGAAGAUAUUGUCCCACCACAUGAAACCUCUUUGAUGGAAGCCACUGUGAAGAUGUCACUGAAAGCUCUUGAAAAAACGCCUGCAGCAGAUGCUAUGGAUGAAGUGGCAGUAAAGACAAAAGAGAGGCCUAUUGUGAUAGAGACCCUACCACCAAAGCCACCUGCGAGGACCAAAGGCAGGGCCAGGAGGGCAUCGGGAAGCCAGUUCUCAAGAGACUCCGAGGCAAGUCAAGAUGAAGAACAGGUCCUGGUCAUUCCUGUGUUUAAGAAGGAAGUUCAGGCAGCUCUAGACUCUGUAAAACUUUUCGAGAAGAAAUGUGAGGAGAAUAAUGAUGUUGAGAGGGAACAACCUGUCACACGAGACAUCGAGACCGAACAGGAAGCUAAACAACUCGUCAAGAGUAAACAGAAGGAAGUGGAAAUGAAACAGCCGUUGCUGCCAGUGGGGCCCCUUAAAGAAAUGGAACAGCCAGUGGCAACACUGGUGGGAACCCCAAGCAGUGUGCCCAAACUGGACGAGGGCAGGAAGCACGAGGUGCGACCGAUGCGCUUGGAGAGUGAGACACCAGAGUCCCGCGAUAACAUUCCUCUUCUCUUCAUCACGGAAGACGACACCUUCUCUAUAGCCGGAUCGGAGAAAACGGUGGACUUCAGCAGCAUCCAGCCUUUCGGCUUCACCGUUAAUGCGCCAUCUCAACCUGCUCCCAUCCAGCUUUUACCUCAGGUGACCCAACCACCAGAGGCACCAACUGAAGCUCCAGAAGAUAUCAUGGAUAUCAUAGACAAUGAACCCGAGAUGCUGGAAGCUGCGGUCAAGAUUCAGGCUGCGUUCAAAGGCUACAAGGCCCGUAAAGACAUGCGUCCCGUCUUCAAGGAGGUGUUUAAGAACCAGGGGGUGGAACUCGGCGGUACGGCCCAUUUGGAGUGCGUUGCGGAGGGGAAGCUCGAGGCUGUGCGCUGGCUUAAACACGGACAGCAGAUAAUCGCCGACCAGCGGCACAGGAUGAAGACUUCAGAACACGGUGUCCUCGUACUGGAGGUCACCGACGUGAACCUCAUGGACAGCGGCGUUUACACCUGUGAAGUCGUCAAUAAGUUUGGUGUGAUCUCCUAUAGCGGUAACAUAACCGCACAAGCGACCCCAGCCAGCACCACCAAGCCUGUUCACUCUGCGCUCGCAGCCAUAAUGCCACUUCAACCGGUGCCCCAGAAGCCUCAAGCCCUGGCAAAGCCGAUGCCCCAGGCUCCGCCUCCGACCCAGGCUCCGCCUCCGACCCAGGCUCUGCCUCCAGCCCGGACUCCAGUAGCCCCGGUAGCCUUAGCCAACGAGCCGACCGGCUUUGUCGUUGAGAGUGAGGGCGUCUCUCUAUGGGAGGCCUACAACCUGACUGAGCAGGACAGCCAGAUGACUCUGCAGGAGAGGAGGCGAGCCUCGCUGAUCCCUGCCAGUUCCAUGUCCAGCCCCUCCGACUACGACACCGCUCCAGACUACAUGGAAGCUCUCGAGACCGCUCCCGAACCCAGCGAGGAUCCCGAAGAGGAACAGGUGGCUGUGAUGGACGAUAGAGAACCGACAGCUGAGACGCGACCACAAAUGAAACUCCUGAAGGUCAAAGGUGAAUUUGAGGGCGUAUCAAGAACACCCUCUCCUAAGCAUCACCGUGCCCACGCACCUUUAGCUGCUGCCGGCUCAGCGUCAGAGUCCGAGGGAGACGAAGAUAGAAGAGAGACCUUUGACAUCUACGUGGCCCGAGCCGACUGCAGCCCCAGCGCUGGAAACAAGGAGGCCUUUAUUCUGAAGGAGGGCCAGUUUGUAGAGGUCCUGGAUUGUGUACACCCGGACAAGUGGUUGGUUCGCACGAAGCCCACCAAAAACAACCCUGUACGGCAGGGAUGGGUCUGCCCAGCGUAUCUGGAGAAGAAGAGAACCGAGACGUUCCCACUGCCGAGCGCUCCUCAGGAGGAUCUGGACGGGAUCGGGUCGACCGGUGAGGAGUACCGGAGGACACUGAGCCAACUGAUCCAGGGCCUGGUGGACGGGGAGGAGGAGUUUGUGAAGGAGAUGAAGGACUUUGCGUCCCAUCACCUUGAGACCGGCCCCCAUGUCCUGCCCAGCGUCCUCACCCAGAGAGAGACCGUCUUCAGGAACAUCAGCGACAUCAUCCUCCUCCACGAGAGGUCCGUGCUGCCCAGACUGAGCGACUGCGCCACAGAUGAUGACGUGGCCAUGCAUCUGCUGAGGCAGGCGGAGGACUUUGAGAAGUACGUCCACUACAUGGUGGGCCAAACCCAGGCAGAGGCGUCCGUCACCGAGAAGGCUGUCCAGCAGUAUCUAAACACAAGGGAUCCAUCAGAGCCGGGGAACCCUGAGACCACAGCCAUGGAGGUCCUCACGUUCCUCCAGCGACCCAUGGAACGCAUCCAGACCUACCAGGCCCUGCUGAAGGAGCUGAUCCGGAACAAGGCCCAGAGCGGCCAGGCGUGCUGCGUUCUGGAGGACGCCUUCUCCAUGGUGUCGCGUCUGCCCGGCCGCUCAGAGAAGCUGCGUCUGGUCUCCCUCAUAGAGAACUACCCCGCGCCGCUGUCCGCCCUGGGGGAGCCCGUACGCCAGGGGGUCUUGACGGUGUGGGAGGAAUCCCCGGAGAUGAAGACGGCCAGCAGAGGGCAGCAGAGACAAGUGUUCCUCUUCAAGGACUGUGUGAUCCUGUGUAAACUGAAGAGGGGCCCCGGGGCCAACACUGACGUCUACGGCUUCAAAAACAAGAUGAAGCUGAACGACCUGAAGGUGAAGGACAGUCCCGGGGGGGGAGGCGACGAGAGGAGCUGGGUGCUGGGCCACGAGCACCGGGGCUCGGUGCGGACCUACACCCUGCAGGGCCGCUCCACCCUGGUCAAGCUCUCCUGGCUCCGGGACCUCAGGGAGCUCCAGCAGACCUCUGAGCUCCCCUGCUGCAGCCCGCCAGUGUUUGAGGAGCAGCUGUCAGACGUCACCACCCAGCCGGGGCAGACCAUCCGGCUGGCCUGCAGGGUGACCGGCUCCCCCGCCCCGGUAGUCAGCUGGCUCAAAGACGGGCUCCACCUGGACGUGGACCUGCGCCACAUCCUGACGGCCAGGCGGUCGGGGGCCCACAGCCUGGUGCUGGACGGCCUGGCCCCGGGGGACGGGGGCCAGUACCUCUGCUACGCCCUCAGCCCGGUGGGCAGCGCCAGCACCCUGGCCCGGGUCACCGUGGAGGCUCCUCCCCGGUUCCUCAGCCGACUGGAGAGCAUGUGUCUGAUGGAGGGGGAGGACCUCCAGUUCAUCUGCUCCACCCUCUCCACCCCCCUGCCCAGAGUCAGGUGGGGUAAAGAUGGCGUAGAGCUGACCGACCGGAGUAAGUACCGGAUCUCCAACGACGCCCGCAGUGGGAUCCUGACUCUGACCGUCGUCAGCCCCACCGAGGCCGACGUCGGCCUCUACGAGUGCGAGCUCUCGAACCCGAUGGGCUGCGCCAAGUGCAAGGCCGGGCUUUGCCCCGCCUACGUGCCGUCGAUUGACAGCGAGAUCGUCGAACCGCAGGACUUGUCCCCCAAAGACGCUGACUCAGAAGGCUGGUCCGCUGUCCUGGUGAAGAAGUGGCUGCAGACGGACUUCAGUCCCAAGUCCAUCGUGAGGAGCCUCUUCGGUCCGGGGAGCUCAGAGGAUGCUGAAGGUCUUCCUGAAGUGGGUGAAGCUACCCCCCCACCCACGGAGACCCCCCCCCGCGAGCCCCUUUACUACCCCGAGGGAGAGGAGGAGGAGCUCUUCAUCUCAGAGCCCAUGCAGGAGAUCCAAGAUGCUCCUCCCUUCGUUCAGGUUCCCCCAGAGAGCCUGUGCGUGGAGCCCGGCCAAUCAGCUGUCUUCACUGCCAUCAUCACAGGAAGACCCGCCCCCCACAUACAGUGGUACAAGGACGAGGAGGAGCUCUCAGCCAAUGACAACGUGGAGAUGAGGCAGCAGGGGGCCCGCUGCUCGGUGACGGUGGUCUGUCCUGAGGGGGAGGACAGCGGCAUGUACACCUGCCUGGCCUACAACGACUCGGGACACACCUCCUGCCAGGCGGAGCUCAUUGUGGAGGAAGGACCGCUGGAGGUGGAGGAGCGCGAGGUGGAGCUCGGCAGGCGGAGGAAGCUGUUCUCCGUCUACGACAUCCACGAGGAAGUGGGAAGGGGGGCGUUCGGCGUGGUGAAGCGCGUGGUCCACAGGAGGACCGGGGAGGGCUUCGCGGCCAAGUUCCUGCCCCUGAGGAACAGCACCAGAACCAGGGCCUUCCAGGAGAGGGACCUGCUGUCCCGCCUGGCCCACCCCAGGGUGGCCUGCCUGCUGGACUUCUUCUGCACCCGACGCACCCUGGUCCUGGUCACCGAGGUCUGCUGUCCUUAUGGACUUCUGGACCAUCUGCUGCUCAAGGCAUCGGUCACAGAGAGAGAGGUCCAGUCUUACCUCCAGCAGAUCCUGGAGGGCGUCGCCCACAUCCACAGCAUGAACAUCCUGCACCUGGACCUCAAGCCCGAUAACAUCCUGAUGGUCUACCCGCCACGAGAUGAGGUCAAGAUCUGCGACUUCGGCUUCAGCCAGGAGAUGGACGCGUCCCGACACCAGUACAGCAAGUUCGGGACGCCAGAGUUCGUGGCCCCGGAGAUCGUUCACCAGGAGCCCGUCACCGGGGCGACGGACGUGUGGUCCCUGGGAGUGAUCGCCUUCCUCUGCCUGACGUGCCGCUGCCCCUUCGCCGGCGAGACGGACCGCGCCACGCUGCUCCGGGUGGGGGAGGGGACCCUGAGCUGGGAGACCCCCGACCUGACCGCCCGCACCCCCGAGGCCCAGGACUUCCUGCGCCUGGUCCUCCAACCGGAGCCUGAGAGGAGACCCACUGCCACUGAGUGCUUGAGCCAUGAGUGGUUCCUGGAUGAGCACGCAGUCGAGGACACGGACGACAUCAACACGAGGAGCUUGAAGGUCUUUAUCUCCAGGAGGAAAUGGCAGCGGUCGCUGACCUGCAUCGGCUCCGUGCUGACCCUGCGGCCCCUCCCCGAGCUGCUGGGGGCCCCUCUCAGGGACACGGCCGCCACAGUCCCCCGGGAGCCCCGCGACCACAGCAGCUCCUCGCCCAGCAGCGGCUCCUCCUCCGAGUACGACGAGGCCGACUCCUGGGACUUCUUCCAGCACGCCAGCCCCACCGAGGAAGAGGAGGAGGACGACGACGAAGAGGAGCAGGAGGAGGAGGAGGAGGGGGGCUACGACCCGCUGGCGAAGCGGGCCCGCAUCCCGCCGCCCUUCAUCGCGCGGCGCUUCGGUUCCGAGGACGACGAGGAAGAGGAGGAGGAGACGCUCGGCGACGAAGAGGACGAAGAGGAGGAGGAGGACGGCGAGCUGGCCCGGAGCGUGCUGGCUCGGAGCGUCAGCAAGCAGUCGGUGGGCUCCUCGGAGCUGUCCUGCCAGCGGACCCCCCAGAGGGAGCGGCGUCCCAGCCGGGACAGCAGCCCGUCCCUGUACCUCUCGGAGGGCGAGGAGGGCUCGGGCAGCGACAGCAGCCGCGUCCCGCGGGGCAGCGUGAUCCGCAGCACCUUCCACAGCUCCUCCCAGCAGCUGUCGCCGCUCUCCGCCCGCCACAUGACGCUCCGCGACCGCUUCCAGGCCAAGAAGCAGGAGCGCGGCCGGCGCCCGCUGCGCCGCAGCCUCUCGGGCCGGCUCAGCGAGCCGCUCAUCGAGUACGUGGAGGACGAGGCGGAGGCGGGGCGCGGCCCGCGACGCGCCGCCUCGGCCCAGCCGCCCAUGCAGAAGUCGUGCUCCUUCGACAGCGGCGUCAGCCUGUCCCAGGCCAACCCGCCCCCCCACCGGAGGAGCCGCUCGCUGGACGAGUGCUCCCGCCGCUCGCCCGCCUCGCCCCAGCGGAGCCCGGGGCGGGCCGAGGAGGAGGAGGAGGAGGGGGGGGGCAGCCGGAGCGUGAAGGAGGAGUUCACGGACGACGAAGGGGGGCAGAGGAAGCUGCUGGCCCCGCCGGUCGCCGGCCGGACGUCCAGAAGGAGAGGCUCCGUGGCUCCGGUCCAAGGGAACCUCUUCCUAGGGGGAGCGCUGAGGAGCCCUCUGAUGGGGGAGAUGGCGCCCAUGACGCAUCGGGAGCCCCUGGAGGUGGGGAACCCGGCGGGGUCCCACAGUCCCCUGGCCGGGCCCCUCGUCCGGGUGCACGGGGACUCCGAGUCCCCCAGCGGACCGGGCCCCUGCGAGGAGGUGGCUCCCGUCCUCUCCGCCGCCCGGUUCCGGCCCGGCCAGAGGUACGGUGCUCCGUGUUCGCUCCGGUUCUCCGAGGUGGACGCCAAGCCGAAGAGCGCGGCCCCCCUGCCCCCGCCCCGGGCCCGGACCCGCUCCCACCAGGACCUGGCGGCCAGCAGCGGCGGCAGCAUCCACCGGGCGGGGGCCCCCUCCGGGGUCCAGCCCAGCCCCAGCCCCAGCCUGACGUCCCUCCAGUCCCCGGAGAGACCCCCCAGGACCAAGGACAAGACGGGCAGCCAGGGGCUCCAGAGGCACGCCUCGGCCCCCGCCCUGGAGAUCAAGAUCCCCCCGGGGAAGUCCCCCAAGCUGGGCCUCAUGACGAUCUUCCGCCGGCAGUCCUGGACGGGCCACUCCUACGCCCCGCUGGAGACCCCCGGCCUGGGCCCCACCCUGGGGGAGAUCAUGGCCCCGGACACCCCCACCAUGACCCUGAGGAAGAAGAUGAGGGCGUCGGCCUCCAGCCUCACCAAGCUGUUCAGAUCAUCCAGCAAGGAGGACCUAACCAAGGGAGGGCCGAUCGUGAAAGGAUCUCCCAUCCCUCCUAAAAGGGGCAGUCCCUCCGGAUCGGAGAGCCCUCAGAACAAAGUGUCCCGGCUGCUGUCCUCCUUCAAGAUACCGGCCUUCAAGAAGACCAAAGAGCCGCCGCCUCGGCGCAGCAGGCCUGACGUGGUCCAGCUGGACGGGGGCGGGGUCCUCCUGGUGUGGAGGCAGGUCCAGACCCCCUCCCCGGCGCUCUACUGCGUACAGUACUGCUCGGACGGGGUCCAGUGGCGGGCCCUCUCGGAGGGGGUGGCGGAGAACGUCCUCGUGGUGAAGGACCUGCCCCGGGGGGCCUCCUACGUCUUCAGGGUGGGCGUCGUCACCCAGCAGGGGGCCGGCUCCUUCAGCGACCCCUCGCUCCCCGUCGUCAUGGCAACGCACCCCGAAGAAGUCCAGCUGCCGCUCAUCCAGACGGACUCCCCAGAGACGAGGGCCGUCGGGGGGGCACAGCCUUCACACAAGACCUACAGCUUCCUCUCUGAGAUCAACAGGGGUCGCUUCAGCGUCAUCACCCAGUGCCGUGACGCCCAGAGCGGGCGCGUGUGCGCGGCCAAGCUGACGCCCUACGGCCCGGAGCAGCGACAGGGCGUGCUGAGGGAGUACCUGAUCCUCCGGCGCCUGCACCACCGCCACCUGGUGCAGCUGCACACCGCCUACAUCACCCCCGCAUACCUGCUGCUGGUGCUGGAGCUGUGCCCCGGCCGCGAGCUGCUGCCCAGCCUGGCCCAGAGAGACCUGUACUCUGAGAAGCACGUGGCUGAGCUGCUGGUCCAGAUCCUGGGCGCGGUGGACUACCUGCACGGACGCUGGGUGGUGCACCUGGACCUGAAGUCGGACAACGUGCUGGUGAACGAGCAGAACCAGCUGAAGAUCGUGGACCUGGGCUCCGCUCAGCCCUUCACCCCCGGGCAGCCCGUCCACAUCGAGCACUACCAGGGGCUGGCCGAAAGCAAAGAAUGCAGCAGCAAAGUUUACAUUGUGCUUCCAAAAGCUCCCGAGAUUCUGGAAGGCAACGGAGUCGGACCGGAGACGGACAUCUGGGCCAUCGGCGUCCUGGCCUUCAUCAUGUUCAGUGCCGACGCUCCGUUCCACUCGGAGCUGGGCUGGGAGCAGGAUAGGAACAUCCGGAAGGGGAAGAUCCAGUUCAGCCGCUGCUACCCGGGUCUGUCCGAGGGGGCCAUCAGCUUCAUGAAGACCAGCCUGAACCCCAAAGCCUGGGGGAGACCCACGGCGGCAGAGUGCCUGCAGAGCCCCUGGGUGAGGGCCCCCCGGGGCCCCGCCCAGCAGGGGGACUCCCUGGUCAGCUUCUCCACGGACAAGCUGAAGGCCUACCUGAGGGAGCGGCAGGCCAAGAGGGACCAGGUGCAGACCAAGCUCCGAGGACCCUUCUUCAAGUGAUGAAGACGAGGCUUCGCUCACA